AUGACUGGUUCAACACGAUCUGCUUAUCAACGUAGACAUUUUUGUAUGCGGACAGUUCAUCUUCUUGUUGCACAUCCAAUUUAUUCGUGUUUGUUACUAUUUAUUAUGUAUUUACAAAUCAUGGAUAUCAUACUUUAUUUUAAAAUACGUUCAAGAGGACCAUUACAUUCAAAUACGAUGAUAGAUAAUGACACGAAAUUGUUCAAAUUUAUUUCAUUAUCAGUCAAAGAUAUUAUAGUUGGACAUUUUACUCAUUAUAUUCGAUCUCCAUUAGCUGAAUUAAUUGAAUCUAAACUUCAUUUUACCGAUUAUUUCCCAUUUAUAUCAGCAAAUGCCAUAUCAUUUUUUCAUUGUUGCUUAUCCGUAAUCUCAAUAAGAUUUUUUUCAAGUGAUUCGUUAUUAAAACGUCGUAUUGGUGUUUUCAUAUUUGAAUGUCGGAAUUUUCUUGAUUGCCUUGAUGGUAUUGUUUAUCGUGCACAUAAGAAAAAUUCAGUUUCGAAAUCUCAUAAUGAAAAUCUUGGUUAUUAUGUGGAUGGUUUAAGUGAUGUGUUAGCUGGAAUAUGCCUUAUGACCGGAUGUUUACUUCAUUUUUACAAACAACGACCCUUCCGACCCAUAACAGAUCAAAUCAACCAAGCACCAUCAAAAUGUACUGACCGAUCGAAUGAUUAUGAAAGUGAUGAUACAGAUUCCGUUAUAUUAAAUAUUGGGGACGAGCAAAAUAUACAAACAAGUGAUGUUAUAAGUAGCGAUAUAGUCGAAACAAAAAGAACAAAAUUUAUCACUCUAAUUCUCUUUUCUUUACGCUAUGCAUUAGCAGGACUAUUUUGGGAUAAACAUGUGAUUAUCUAUGAUCAGCUUUUAGAUUCAUAUACAAAUCAAUCACGAAAACUAGAAUUACAAUUAACAAUUCUACACUCACGGAUAACUAUAUUAAUGCUUUAUUUAUGGAGAUAUUUAGGUCCAUUGAGUGUGCAAGAUUAUCUUGUAGUCGCUGUUUUCUUUGAUCGAACAUGGGAAUUUAUACAGAAAACAAGUAAACUUGGCUGGAUAUCUUUAUUAACAGUCAUAUUUUUGACUGAACUACAUAUUAAUUUGAUUCAAUCGUUGUUUUAUAUUUUUUGA
This is a messenger RNA of Rotaria socialis, 1125 nucleotides long. The record is from the annotation of a GenBank genome assembly. NCBI's taxonomy places the organism in Eukaryota, Metazoa, Rotifera, Eurotatoria, Philodinida, Philodinidae.